Messenger RNA from Rotaria sp. Silwood2, 453 nucleotides. NCBI's taxonomy places the organism in Eukaryota, Metazoa, Rotifera, Eurotatoria, Philodinida, Philodinidae. The record is from the annotation of a GenBank genome assembly.
AUGAGUAGUCAACAUAGUGAAGUACGAAUUGUUGAAAAUCCGAAUAAACUCUAUGAAUAUAGUAAAAAUGUUCGACUACCACAGAAACCAGUACCAACAACAUCUCGUCCUGCGAAAUUAUAUGAAGAAACCAAAUCAACAAUAGAUAUUCCAUUCGAUUUUGUCCAAAUAAUUCUUUCUGGUUAUAUUCAUAUUAAUCCAAAUGAAUCAUUUAAACAGAAUUGUGUUUUAUCAUGUACAUCUCUUUGUUUAUAUGUAAUUCGUGGUCAUAGUACAACAAAAAUAUUUGUUGAAGGACAAGUUAAUUGGUUAAUAGGUGAUCUUCUUGUUAUUUCAUAUCAAACACAAUCAUUAGAAUAUUUCGCACACAAUGAUACAGCAUUUUAUUAUGUACAUGAUGGACUAUUACUUAAAUAUCUUCGAGUAAAACCACAUCAGAAAAAUCUUUUUUAA